CGGCCAAUGGGGAGCGGGGCCGGGAAAGGAAGAAGGGCGGAAGCGGCGGCAGGAAGGGGCGGGGCUUGCCUCAGGAACCGGAAGCGCCGGUCUCCGUUGGAAACGCGGCCGGGGCUGCGGGCGGGAGCAGCCAUGGGGCGCCGCAAGUCGAAGCGGAAGCCGCCCCCCAAGAAGAAGAUGACGGGGACGCUGGAGACGCAGUUCACCUGCCCCUUCUGCAACCACGAGAAGUCCUGCGACGUCAAGAUGGACCGGGCGCGAAACACGGGCGUCAUCUCGUGCACCGUGUGCCUGGAGGAGUUCCAGACGCCCAUCACCUACCUCUCGGAGCCCGUCGACGUCUACAGCGACUGGAUCGACGCCUGCGAAGCCGCCAACCAGUAGCCGCUGCCGGGGGGGGGCCUUUUCGGGGGGGGGGCCAGGGCCUGUGGGCCCCCCUGUCCCCCCUCCCGUCCCCCCCCCCCCCACCAGGAUCUUUUUAUACUUCUGUUUUUGCA
Molecule: messenger RNA, 497 nt
Organism: Dromaius novaehollandiae (emu)
Lineage: Eukaryota; Metazoa; Chordata; Aves; Casuariiformes; Dromaiidae
Product: transcription elongation factor 1 homolog
Exons: 4
Coding region: 7-384 (125 amino acids)
Biological process (GO): transcription elongation by RNA polymerase II
Cellular component (GO): transcription elongation factor complex
Molecular function (GO): RNA polymerase II complex binding
Source: RefSeq, a predicted model, not a curated record